CCCAAGUUCUCCCCACAACGUUAACAAGGAGUUCGCCAAGAACGCUCCUCAACACCGACCAACAUACACUACAAUACCUCUGGCGCAGCGCCGACCUCCGUAAAACAAUCGGUAUUCCUACAAGCAGUGUUGCUUUCCCUUCCCUGGACAAGCAUCUCUUCCUGCGACCGCUCUCAAGCACACAUUCGUAUCCCCCGGCGGCGGCAUGACAGUACAGCUCCACCGCUACCCCGACGAACACGUGAGUUGGUGCGAAUCAUAGCCCGGGACGGCGGCAGUCCUGAUCAUGUCCACCGCGAAUGUCGCCGUCGAUGCGGCCCCCCAGGCCAACGGGCACGACCAGGCGACCUAUUUGUCGCAUGAGCAGCAUCCCAACAUCCACGACGCCGACGCGCUCUCCAGACCGACCGCCCACUCGCAAAGCGACUAUGGCAACCAUCUGAUUGCUCCGACCGCGACUCGCCCGGCGAGAUUCACCGAGGAGUGGGAUGCGAGCCAGCGCGGAAGCUCCAUCGCCGAGGGCCCGGGACCCAGCACCAUGCAACGGCCGACAUCAUAUUCUGGCCGUGCCAGUGGUCUCACGGGUGACGGUGCGGCGUCUAUGUCUCGCGGGAAUACUCUGAGAAAGAAGCCGUCGCUGCGAAGAAGCGCGAGUCUGAAGCGCACAGGGAGCCGUCGGAGCAUGAUGGCCGGAAGCGUCAGGAGCUUGGUACUCCAAUCAGCCACAGACCAGGACGAGAUGCAUAGCGCAUUUUACUGCCCUGUUCCAACGACGUCUAAUCCGACCGAGAUCCUCGCCAAUCGGUUCCAGGCUUGGCGCAAGAUUCUCAAAGAUCUGAUUACGUAUUUCAGAGAAGUUCAGACACAUCACGAGCACCGGGCUAAAUCGUUUCUGAAACUGGCGAACGUGCUAAACAACACUACGGCGCCACCCGGGUUCCUCGCAUCCGGCGGCCUGGACGAUGCCUUGCAGGUCUUGCGGAGCUACAACAGGCAGGCAAUCGCGGAGGCCAACAAGAGCAGGGAGAUUGAAGAGGACGUCAUUCUGGCACUUACAGGACUGAGAAGUGACCUCCACCAAAAGAUCAAGGAAAUCAAGAACCUCUCUGGCGAUUUCAAGAAUUCGGUUGAGAAGGAGAUGGAGAGCACACGUAGGGCCGUGAACCAGCUUCAGGAGGUCCUCGGCCAGUCGGAGCUUGAUCCAGCCCUGGCAACAGGCAAGCAGGACCCAUAUCUGAUGAGGCUUGCUGUCGAUCGACAACUGGAGAGGCAAAUCGACGAGGAGAACUAUCUACAUCAGGCGUACUUGAAUCUAGAGAACUCUGGGAGGGAGCUCGAGUCCAUCGUGGUCGGCGAGAUUCAGAAAGCUUACAACGCCUACGCUGGGAUCCUCAAGAGGGAAUCGGACGCUGCGUAUAAUGCCAUCGAGGAGCUGCGUAUUGGUCCCCUCUCCAUGCCAAAAGACAGAGAAUGGACAGCGUUCAUCCAGAGGGACGAUCGCUUCGUGGACCCCGACCUCCCCAUGCGGUCAGCCGAGUCGAUACAUUAUCCCGGCCGUGACCAUUAUGCCUGCCAGGAGAUACGUGCGGGCCUCCUGGAGCGAAAGAGCAAGUACCUGAAGAGCUAUACCCCUGGCUGGCAAGUUCUCCCCCACUCUGCAAUCAUGCUGCGGGGGGCCCAGGUGUUCUGACUAUCGUGUGGACAGGUACGUUCUGUCUCCCACCCAUCUGCACGAAUACAAAUCCGCGGAUAAGACGCAAGCGCCCGUCAUGUCGCUCUUUCUUCCCGAACAGAAGCUAGGGUCCCACUCCGCCGAGGGCAGCUCGUCCAACAAGUUUGUCCUCAAAGGCCG
Molecule: messenger RNA, 1852 nt
Organism: Thermothielavioides terrestris NRRL 8126
Lineage: Eukaryota; Fungi; Ascomycota; Sordariomycetes; Sordariales; Chaetomiaceae
Exons: 4
Coding region: 287-1690 (467 amino acids)
Source: RefSeq, a predicted model, not a curated record